AUGAGUGUCCCGCCUGGACAGAAUACCAUGGAGCAAGCAGGGAGUUCUUCGUCGGACCAAAGCUCUGCCGAGCUGGAGCUGAUGCGUCUCGUGAUAAACUGCAUACGGCAGUCUAUCUUGGUGAGCACCCAGCCGGGCCCUGAGAUUGCGGCGUCCGUGUGUCGGGUCAUAGCACGGCAGGCGCGGCAGCGCUACCAGGCUGUGUACAAGUUGUGGAGCGAUCUGCGAGCUGCGUCGCUGCGUAAACUGCGCGCCCACCUCGCCCGCGGCGACACAUCACCGACGCACCAGCGACUGUCCACGCUCGAGUGGGCCGUUGUGGAUCUUUUGCUACUCUACGACUCGUCGAUUAAUGUGGCGAACUUCUUCCACCCGGCGCAGUUGGCGGCGCUGGAGCGCACCUUCUCCCUGGUGCAGGUGCUGCGCCUGGAGCCGGAGCGCAGCCGGGGAGUGUCUCCGGACCGGUGGAGGCGGGCGGCCGACCGCUACUCCCGGAAGCGAGCUUCUUCCACCCAGCCAGCUGACGGCGCUGGAGCGCACCUUCUCCCUGGUGCAGGCGCUGCGGCUGGAGCCGGAGGGCGGGCGGGAAGUGUCUCCGGACCGGUGGCGGCGGGCGGCCCGCUGCUACUGCAGGCAGUAGGUGCACUCCACGUACCGGCGAACUCCUUCCACCCGGCGCAGCUGGCGGCGCUGGAGCGCACCUUCUCCCUGGUUCAGGUGCUGCGCCUGGAGCCGGAGGGCGGGCGGGAAGUGUCUCCGGACCGGUGGCGGCGGGCGGCCCGCUGCUACUGCAGGCAGUGCUGCGCCUGGAGCCGAAGGGCGGGCGGGAAGUGUCUCCGGACCGGUGGAGGCGGGCGGCUGACCGCUAGUCCAGGAAGUAGGUGCACUCCACGUACAGGCGACCUUCUUCCACCCGGCCAGCUGGCGGCGCUGGAGCGCACCUUCUCCCUGGUGCAGGUGCUGCGCCUGGAGCCGGAGCGCGGCCGGGGAGUGUCGCCGGACCGGUGGCGGCGGGCGGCCGACCGCUACUGCAGGAAGUGCUGCGCCUGGAGCCGGAGCGCGGCCGGGGAGUGUCGCCGGACCGGUGGCGGCGGGCGGCCGACCGCUACUGCAGGAAGUAGGUGCACUCCACGUACAGGCGACCUUCUUCCACCCGGCCAGCUGGCGGCGCUGGAGCUCACCUUCUCCCUGGUGCAGGUGCUGCGCCUGGAGCCGGAGGGCGGGCGGGAAGUGUCUCCGGACUGGUGGAGGCGGGCAGCCGACCGCUACUCCAGGAAUGGCGUGACGCUAUCGGCGGUGGCUCUGCAGCGACGCUGGUACGAGAUGAAGCAGCACGCGCGGCAACGCACAUGUGUCCCCGCCACGCCCUUCGUACUCCACGCCAUCGUGCACAGGUACCCCCACGUGGCGAAGACUGAGCUGCCGUCGUGGCGGGACUUGGUGACCGCGGGGAUGGUGGCAGAGCCGACGGCAGUGCCGAGCCCUCGACCUGAACCGGCCAUACAAUGCAAACUGAUACAAAGAAAGACUGAAGCGCACCAGCGGCAUCCUAGCGUGCCUGCAAGAAAAAAUGGCGACACCGAUGAUAGGUUAGGCGAAGAAGACGACGUACAUGGUAAAUCUAAAGAUGAACCAAUCACUGCUCCUGGUCGAGCACAUGUGAGUUCUAACAAUAACAAUAAAGAAAAACCUCAUUGUGAUAAUACAAACAAUAUCCAGCUAAGCAAAAAAAUAUGUAGAAAAGAAAUCGAUAAUACAGAUAUAAAAGUAAAACCAGAGAUAAUAGAAAUAGACGACGAUACUCCAAGCCCCAAAGCCGAUGUUGUAGAAGCAAUGCAAGAUUUAGACUUGAAUAAUGUCGAUGCAAUGAUUAUCUAUGAAAGCGACGAGGACGUUAAAACUAUAUUUGAUGUUCAAAUGGGCAAUGCUGAUAAACAUGCAGAUAUUGAUAGAAAUGAAGAAAACAGUGAAAAUGUUAAAAAUAAUAAAAUAGUUGAACAAUCAAAAUACAAAAUACAUACAAGUUGUAUAAUUGAAAGGGAUAUAGACUGUGACAAUGUAAUGCCAUUUAAACAAAAUGGAGAUGAUUCUUUAAAAACAGCUGAGGAUAAUGACAAUAACAAUAAACAUAUAGACGAGUUUGAAGAAAACUCGAUGAAUAUAGUAAUAUCAAAAGUUUGGAGUGAAAGAGAUGUGCAAAAAGACAAUUUUCAUAAUAAUGCAGAUAAUCUUAGAAAUGGCAACAGUGAUAGUGAUAGUGAUAGCGACGCUAUAAGUGUUGGAAAUGAUGUCGACUAUUAUUCAUACUAUAAAUUAGUACUAGCGAAAUAUUUGACGAUUUCGGACGUAUUAGAUCUCAAACUGUUGAAGCGUCCAGUAGUCUCAUUGCAAAGGCUCGACUUAAAGUCCACCAACAAAUCACCACCUAGUCAAAAACGUCAAAGAACCAUAAGGCCUUCCUCCAAAUUGUUACAUGGAAAAAACAAAGAACUUUUAAAACAGUGCAAGGCUUGCGAGGUGUCUUUGACGAAGAUAGACAGAAAGGGAAGGAAGACGAGAAAGGUGAAGUUACCGGAUAUAGAGAAAGUGCGGAAAGAUAACAGAGCCAUACUGACAGCGGAGGUGGCGCCUCUAGUGGCAGAACCAUCGAGUGUUGUUCGACAGUACGGUCCUGCUAGAACCAAGCGACUCCUAAAUACGACCGACAACGACCAAUCCGUGUUACCAAAAAAACCAGUCCUUGACUCAUCAGAAUCAUCUAUUUUAAAGAAUAUAGAGAAAACUCAUGCCCUACCGAGUACUUGCUGUCAGGACUCUUUAAUCGACCAGCAGCUCCGGCAAAAUGUUCUAAUAAAUCAACAACAACACAACAAUAACAACUUGCCAUCUCAAGAUACGAAUAUGUUUCAAGAUUGUCAAAAUAAUUUGCGGAAAGAUGAUCAAGUACAGAAUUUAAAUGUUGCUUUCGAUUCCAUGUCGAAUCUGAUGCUAGAAAUGUCAGAUAAUGGGCUACACGCUUCGAGUGUGCAGAAUUUACACACGGGCCCGGAAUCACAAGAUGUAUCAGCAAAGCAUAUGACAACCAAAGAUACAGAUCAUAGACAAGAUUGGUCUGAAAACAUGUCUGACACGUGCCGAGUUUCAACAGUCACGCCGAUACCAAAACACAUAUCGGCACCAGUACCGAAACAUUCAGUGUCUAUACCAGUUCUACCGAAAAAGGCUUGGGUAACUAUACCUGCACCCACGCCGAAAUUACCAGUGCUGAUACCCAAUCCGCCGAUCAGGUUACCCAAACCUGGAUCCACGCCGAUACCAACGGUGCCGCUAACAAUCCCGCCGGUUAAGUUAGCCCAACCAGAACUUACACCGAAACAUUCAGUGUCGGUACCAGCUCCCCCGAUAAAGGUUUGGGUAACUUUACCUGUACCCACGCCGAAACUACCAGUGCUAAUACCCAAUCCGGCGAUCAGGAUACCCAAACUUGGAUCCACGCCGAUGCCAACGGUGCCGCUAACAAUCCCGCCGGUUAAGUUACCCCAACCAGAACCUACACCGAAACAAUCGGUGCCGACAGUGACAACACCCAAACCUUUACCCACGCCGAAACCAGCAGGACCGGUACCAAACCCGCUGACAAUGCUAACAUCCAAACUUGAACACGCGAUGAAAUUAACCAUACCAGAACCAAACCUUCCGACGUCAACACCAAAACUAGAUCCGGGACCAACCUCGUUAAUACCGAACCCACCAAUUAACGUACUCACACCUGAACUGGAGCCCGCACCCGCACCAACCCCGCCCACAUCGGUAACACCCAAACGUAAACCCGCGCUGAAAUUAUAUUUCCCGGUCCCGCCUAUCACAUUCGCACAAAUAUUUAAGCCCGUGCCGAUACCGCAGACAAUACUAACACCCAAACCUAACGCGCUGAAAUCAUUCGUACCGGUACCUAACCUGCCGACUCCCAAACUAGAACCAUUCACACCGGUACAAUGCCCGCCGGAAACGUUAACACCCAAACUGGAACCCACGCCGGAAGACCAGCCGGUCACCUUCACAACUAAACCUGCAGUGGCAGAACCUUUCUCGACGAUACCUGACCCGCCGUCAGUCUUACAACCCAAACUUGAACCCACCUUGGAUCCUUCCGCGCCGAUACCAACCUCGCCGACAAUGUUAACACCCAAAUCUGAACCAUCGUCGGAACCUUUUGCAUCGGCCAGCAAUUCAACCGAUGUGGACCAAAACUGUACAAUAUAUAGUGAUAAUAACUCCCCAAUAUCUCCUGUGGACGUAAAUGAGUUUAAUCCAUUCAAAGUCACGCCUAUACUACAAACUGCAACGCUAUUAAAUCCAACGUUAGACUUUGUCUUGGAACCCUCUAGACAUUCUGGAUCAUCUACAACUUCAGGAUCUUUACCACAAUCGGCGCUGAUACCAGACACGCCAACAUCGUCCAAGGUUACCUUAAAACCUUCUUCUAUACACGUGAAAAAAUCCACGACAAAACCGUGUAAGAAACAACGGAUAAAACCGUAUAUUUUACAAUACGCACUAAAACGAUCCGGGGACCAAGUGAUAUUGAAACCGCUGUUCGCAAAAAAAGCGCCGACCAAAAACACAAAGACGCCGAGUUUACCUUUCGCACCGUCUUUAGCAGCCUCCACGUCGUCAGUAGAACGGCUAACGAAGAAACAAAGAAGAACGAGGAAGGGAGAAACAAAGCAAACAGAGCUAGAGAGAGGACCGUGGCGGAUGGAACCCGACUCGGUCGACCAAUCAGAGUUCGACAUGGACAUGACCCUCGCGGAGGCUUACUACCAUCUGUAUAGAGAAGACACGUCGUUUGAGAGAUCCGUACCGUUAUUAAAUUUGUUAUAACGUAUCUAUUUUUUACGUUUACAAGCCUUUUUUUAUAAAAGAUUAGUUUCACUUGGAAUGUUAGCUUAUAAGAAUGCAUGUAUGUACAUAUAGCCAGAAUAUA
Messenger RNA from Cydia fagiglandana, 4987 nucleotides. RefSeq lists its product as uncharacterized. NCBI's taxonomy places the organism in Eukaryota, Metazoa, Arthropoda, Insecta, Lepidoptera, Tortricidae. The coding region runs from base 1 to 4884 and encodes 1627 amino acids. The record is from RefSeq and is a predicted model, not a curated record. The transcript has 13 exons.